This is a messenger RNA of Carica papaya (papaya), 1967 nucleotides long. RefSeq names its product Rhamnogalacturonate lyase family protein. Gene Ontology annotation, molecular function: carbohydrate binding. The record is from RefSeq and is a predicted model, not a curated record. NCBI's taxonomy places the organism in Eukaryota, Viridiplantae, Streptophyta, Magnoliopsida, Brassicales, Caricaceae.
ACGAAACAGAGAGAGAGAGCUGCCUUCGGUCGUCACCCAUGUCUGCUCGCGGAGUCCAACUGCGUAUUCAAGAUCGUUAUGUGGUGAUGGACAACGGAAUACUUCAAGUGACAAUAUCGAAACCGGAUGGCAUUGUUACUGGCAUAGAGUAUAAUGGCAUGGAUAAUUUGCUUGAAGUUCGUAAUGAAGAAGAUAAUAGAGGGUAUUGGGAUCUUGUUUGGAGCCAGGAAGGAGCAACUGGAACGACGGGAAUAUCAUAUGUGAUCAGAGGGACAAGUUUCAAAGUAAUAAUGGAGAGCGAAGGACAAGUAGAAAUCUCAUUCUCUCGAACAUGGGAUCCUUCCGUUGACAAUGGCCAACUUGCACCCCUCAACAUCGACAAGCGGUUUAUAAUGCUUCGAGACUGCUCUGGGUUUUAUUCCUAUGCCAUCUACGAGCACUUGAAGGAUUGGCCUGCUUUCAACCUACCACAAACUCGGAUUGUAUUCAAGCUUAGAAAAAACAAAUUCCAGUAUAUGGUGAUGGCAGAUAAUAGACAAAGACACAUGCCAUUACCGGAAGAUCGUUUGCCAGGAAGAGGUAGACCUUUAGCUUAUCCGGAAGCUGUCUUACUUGUUCAUCCUGUUGAACCAGAGUUCCAAGGAGAGGUGGAUGAUAAGUAUCAAUACUCGUGUGAGAACAAAGAUCUCAAGGUGCAUGGAUGGAUUUGCUUCAAGAAGCCAAUUACUGGGUUCUGGCAAAUCACUCCUAGCAAUGAGUUUCGAUCGGGAGGACUGCUUAAACAAAAUCUUACUUCUCAUGUUGGCCCCAUUACUCUUGCCAUGUUUCUCAGCGCACAUUAUGCGGGAGAAGACAUGGUUCUGAAAUUUAAAGCUGGAGAGGCAUGGAAGAAAGUUUUUGGCCCAGUUUUCAUUUAUCUCAAUUCUUUGCUGGAUAACAGUUAUGAUCCCCUUUCACUAUGGGAAGAUGCCAAACAACAGGCAUCCGUCGAAGCUCAAAUGUGGCCGUACGAUUUUCCAGUAUCUGAAGAUUUUUUAUCGUCGGAUCAACGUGGCAACGUCACUGGUAGAUUAUAUGUAUUUGAUAGGUAUAUAAGCGAUGAAUAUAUAACAUCAGAUGGUGCUUUUGUGGGCUUGGCUCCUCCAGGAGAUGUUGGAUCUUGGCAGACAGAGAGUAAGGGGUAUCAAUUCUGGACGAGUGUAGACUCGGGUGGUUAUUUCAUGAUCAAUGACGUUCGUCCUGGCGAUUAUAAUCUCUAUGCUUGGGUCUCUGGUUUUAUCGGAGACUAUAAAUACGAAACCCUUAUUACAAUAACAUCAGGUUGUGAUACUGAUCUGGGUAAUCUUGUAUACUAUCCUCCGAGAGACGGACCAACACUGUGGGAAAUUGGAAUUCCUGAUCGUUCUGCUGCUGAGUUUUACGUUCCUGAUCCUAAUCCCAUGUUUAUUAAUAAACUUUACAUCAACCACCCAGACAAAUUUAGACAGUACGGACUCUGGGAGAGAUAUACCGAAUUAUAUCCAAAUGAAGAUUUAGUUUACACCAUUGGCGAUGGCGAUUACACAAAAGACUGGUUCUUUGCCCACCUUCCAAGAAAAAAAGAUGGUGGAGAAAAUGAAGCAACUACGUGGCAAAUCAAGUUUAAACUUAACAGUGCGGAGCAAACUGGAGUUUAUAAAUUGCGAUUGGCAUUAGCCACUGCAAAUAAUGCAAAUUUGGAGGUGAGAGUCCGCGAUAAAAAUUCAAAUCCUCCUCUAUUUUCUACCGAUAUAGUCGGACACGAUAACACGAUUGCAAGACAUGGAAUUCAUGGAUUAUACAGGCUUUACAAUGUUGAUAUUCCAUGUGAAAUGUUUAUUGAAGGUGAUAACACAAUCUUCUUGACCCAAACUAUGUGUUCUGAUCUUUUUCAAGGGGUCAUGUAUGACUACAUUCGCUUGGAAGGGCCUCCCAUUUCAUCCUCUUGA